AUGGACGUUUAUGCUAAUUAUAUGAUUCAACAAAAUGGAAUAAGACAGGAACAACAACCAACUUUAGGCCAAAUGAAACAAGAAUUUGCUCCAUACUCGGGGUCAUCAUCACAAGCAACGGUAACUGGUAAAUUUGUGGCUAUGCCACUGCUUCAACAGACUGGCAAGGUGUUUGUUGGGCCGGGCCAGCACAGAGAAGCUCAACUAAUUGGGCUUGGUCUUAGAAAGUUGAGAACAUUUGAGAGGGAAGAUAUAGAACGCGCAAAACGAUAUGCUCUUGAUCAGUCUGUAAAAUUUGUUAUGCUAAAGCAAAGAGAAGCGCAUCAACAACAAAUGUCUCGCAUUUACAUUGGGUCAAUCAAUUUUGAUAUAGGUGAGGAUCAUCUCCGCAUGAAUUUUUCUCCGUUUGGCCCAAUAAAGGUAGUGUUUGAGAUUUAUGUUUUGUCCACAUUUUUCAAUUUAAAACAGAUUGUGAACAUGUGUAGAGAUCCAGCAACUGGGAGUCACAAAGGUUUUGCUUUUGUCGAAUAUGAGGUGCCGGAGGCUGCCCAACUUGCGCAAGAGCAAAUGAAUGGAAAAAUGAUGGGAGGAAGAAGCAUUAAAGUUUCACCAGUUACGAGACCGACAAAUAUGCCUCAAGCGCAAUCCAUUAUUGGUUCUCGAUUUGUUAAAAUAAAUUCUGAAUAUUUUUUAGAUAUGAUCGUCAGUGAGGCUCGCAAAUUUAAUCGCGUAUAUGUGUCCUCCAUUCAUCCAGAGUUGCUAGAAGAGGAUUUGCGCAGUGUUUUUGAGGCAUUUGGUGAAAUUCAGAAAUGUAUGUUGGCUAAGGACGCAUCUGGACGACACAGGAGCUUCGGGUACAUCGAGUUCUCAACCCAACAAGCAGCAAAAGAAGCAGUAGAAGGAAUGAAUGGCUUCAAUUUUGGUGGUCAGUGCUUAAUCAUAUGUCGUGCUAUUACUCCACCUGAUGCACUUAGCUAUUUGAGUGCAACACCAAACCCAUCUGGCGUUCUACCUGCAGCAACAGCUAUGGCAAUGGCGGCAAGUUUUUGA
Messenger RNA from Meloidogyne enterolobii, 1050 nucleotides. The record is from the annotation of a GenBank genome assembly. Lineage: Eukaryota; Metazoa; Nematoda; Chromadorea; Rhabditida; Meloidogynidae.